Molecule: messenger RNA, 905 nt
Organism: Etheostoma cragini (Arkansas darter)
Lineage: Eukaryota; Metazoa; Chordata; Actinopteri; Perciformes; Percidae
Gene: acp1
Product: acid phosphatase 1
Exons: 7
Coding region: 71-661 (196 amino acids)
Biological process (GO): protein dephosphorylation
Cellular component (GO): cytoplasm
Molecular function (GO): acid phosphatase activity; non-membrane spanning protein tyrosine phosphatase activity
Source: RefSeq, a predicted model, not a curated record
CUUCAAUACGUUUUGCUCAGGCACUCGUUGGCCACUACCUGCGGCGUCAUACAGGACCCUUCAGAACGACAUGGCGGCCACUAGUACGAAAUCGGUUUUGUUCGUUUGCUUGGGGAAUAUUUGCAGAUCCCCCAUCGCUGAAGCAGUUUUUAGGAAGAUGGCAACAGAUGCAGGUGUUGUUGAUAAGUGGAGGAUAGACAGUGCUGCCACCUCCACCUAUGAGAUAGGAAACCCCCCAGACCACCGCGGUCAAGCCUGCAUGAAGAGUCAUGGCGUGCCCAUGAAGCAUGUGGCCAGGCAGUGGGCUAUAGACAGUGGUGCCACAUCUGACUGGAAUAUAGGCAGCUCACCGGAUGCCCGUGGUGUGGCCUGCCUAAGGAAGCAUGGCAUUGAGACGAGCCACAGGGCCCGACAGGUAACCAAGGAGGAUUUCAUGAGCUUUGAGUACAUUCUCUGCAUGGAUGAGAACAAUUUAAGUGAGUUGAACAGAAAAGCCAAACUUGUGAAAAACCACCAUUCAAAGAUUGAGCUUCUUGGUUCAUAUGACCCACAGAAGCAGCUCAUCAUCGAAGACCCUUAUUAUGGGAGUGACAAAGACUUUGAAAAGGUGUACGAACAGUGUGUACGUUGCUGCAAAGCAUUCCUGGAGAUGAACUCUUAACGACAUCUGACCUUAAACAAUCUUUGCUGAAACUUUUGGAUGACCAUGACAAAUGUACCAAAAAUGCUUUGAUUGUUUCACAUGCACUCUUCACUAUAACCCUCUUGUUGAUGUCAGUAGAAGACCAGGAAACACGUUUGUUUCGGUGUGGUAAAUGUUAUAACACUGUACAUUUAGAAAGAUGCUGCCUGGACAAGUUUGUAGCCUAUACAUCCAUGUGAUUAAUAAAAUAGAUCCAUGAGUA